Messenger RNA from Notodromas monacha, 2673 nucleotides. Lineage: Eukaryota; Metazoa; Arthropoda; Ostracoda; Podocopida; Cyprididae. The record is from the annotation of a GenBank genome assembly.
AUGUCACUUUGGGCGAGAACCCAACAGCUGCCUGCAGAAAAGUUUCGUCAGGUACGGGCAUUGUAUCAAGGAGAUUAUCCCAUCGAAGUCAGACACUACCUCGCUGAAUGGAUCGAGAAUAGGUGCUGGGAUGAGCUGAAACCGUCAAAUCCCGAACAAGAACUCACAGCCUCCAGAACUGUGUCAGCUGCUGUGGAUGAGCUCGAUGCUUGUGUCAGGGCCCUGAAUUCUCCCGAUCAGUUCCUCAGUCGAAUCAAGUUGGAUGAAGUGCUGGACAAUUUCAAGAAAGCAUUCUUGAGCAAUCCUGUGGAAUUUGUAAACCUUGUCAAGAGUAACCUGGCUGUUGAAUACCAAUUGGUUCAAGAAGCUGACUCGGCGCUGCAUCAUUCCCUGAUCAUGGACGAGAGGGUUUCAAUGGUGAACGCUGGUAUACUUCGAGAAUUGGAACAGAUACGGAACAGAACCCAGCUCGAGAAUGAAUCCAUCAGCUCUUUGAGCCAGUCGCAAGAAUCCGUGGCUCUCAUGCUUCAUCAGUAUAACCAGCUUGUUGCUGCGUGGGACAACCUUGUUGCCCAUCAACCGCACAUGUUCGCAGCCAAUGCAUCUUCUGUGAAUCAAGAAAUCGUGCGUAACCUAGAAGAGCAAAAGUCUUCAGUGUACGAUGGUCUAUCGAAAAAAGUAACCGAAGUUCUAAUGAUGCGACGAGAAUCUGCGGAAAAUCUGAGCCACUCCAUCAGUCGCAUAUCCGCGCUGCAGAUGAAAGUUCUUGGAGAAGAACUCCCGAAAUGGAAGCGAACUCAGCAAUUGUCUUUGAACGGCAGUUCUCCGCCGACUCACUUGGACCAAAUCCAACAUUGGUGCGAAGGCUUAGCGGAAGUUAUAUGGCUGAACCGGAAUCAAGUGAAGGAACUGGUGCAUCUCCAGGCUCUGAUGAAUGUUCAAGAAAGUCCAGCGCAAGACGGUGUGAAUGGAACUGGUCAGCAGCCCAAACAAGAGAUUGAUUUGGGAGCUCUUAUGUCUCAAGUUACGGAUUUGCUGCAGCAAAUCGUGUCCAUGACGUUUUUGGUCGAAGUGCAACCGCCUCAGGUCAUGAAAAUGAACACAAGAUUCACUGCGUCUGUGCGACACAUCGUCGGUGGUAAACUGAACAUUCACAUGUCAGCCCCGAAGGUACGAGUUAACAUAGUGAAUGAGCAUGAAGCUUCCGUGUUGCGUCGCCGAAUCGGUGGGCCCUGGACCGAGUAUUCCGGCGAAAUUCUAAAUAACACUGGUACUUUGGAGUACCACCAGGCAUCGAAGCACUUGAGUGUUGCCUUCCGAAAUAUGCAGUUGAAAAAAAUCAAAAGAGGCGAUAAGAAGUUCAACGAAGCUAACGUGACCGAAGAAAAAUAUGCGCUUCUUUUUCAAACGGAAUUCGCUUUGGGAGAUGAGCAACUAUAUUUCCAGAUAGCUGCACUAUCGUUGCCAGUUGUUGUUACUGUGCAUGGUAACCAGGACUCCAUGGCGUGGGCUUCAAUUUGUUGGGACAACGCUUUUUGCCCAGUGGAUGCAUGCAGUCCAGCUUUAGACGCGUCCGCUGUGCAUGGUUCACCAUGUGUUCAUUCGUCAGCGCCAGUUGUCAAGUGGUCUCAGUUGAAAGACUUGCUGCGUGCCAAAUUCUCGCAAACGUUGACUGGGAACGAUGGGAUCGGAUCAUCCUUUUCAGGAUACCUUUUGUUGAAUGAUGACCAUUUAGAAUUUUUGGGCUCCAAACUGAAGCAAUUACUUUCCCCCGUAGAUCAAGAUUUCGACGUUAGUUGGAGUUCAUUUUGCAAAGAUUCUCUGCCGGGAAGAAACUUUUCUUUCUGGGAUUGGUUCUUCGCCGCAAAGCGUCUCGUUAGAGAUUAUUUGCGAGACGUGUGGAGUGCAGGAUGUGUCAUGGGAUUCGUUAGUCGAAGCAAAGCCGAAGAUAUGUUGCUUGGUUGUCCGCAUGGUACAUUUUUGCUGCGAUUUUCCGACUCUGAGUUGGGAGGAUUGACCGUCGCCUGGAUUGCUGAAGAUUCAUCCACUGGAAAGAAAGAGGUGUUCAUGCUGCAACCUUUCGUGGCCCGUGAUUUGAAUAUCAGAUCACUACCGGAUCGUAUCUCGGAUCUCAAAUAUUUAGCGAAUUUGUAUCCUGCGAUUAGCAAGGAUGAUGCGUUCGGCAAAUUCUACUCUCCUCCGGAUUUGAAGCCGCGAAGGGAAUCCAAUGGCUAUGUGAAACCGAAUCUUGUUACUCAAGUGCCUGGAUGGACGGAGUUGAGUACGAGUACAGUGAUCUCCGACGGGUUCACACCCAACACUCCCCAUUCGAUGCCCGAACUGGGCGAAUCUUCCUUCAUUCCGAACGGGACUAGCUGUGAAUUCCUUCAUAUGAACCAUCGUCGUGACGUGAUUUCGCAGUUUGACCCGAGGCACGCUGUUAUGUCUCUCGGUUUAGAUACCAGUGUCGCGUUACCCUUGGAAUUUAACCCACGUCUGGGGUUCGAUGGGUUGUCGGCGCUCGUCAAUGCCGCAACGUCCAGCAGUGGUUUAGUGGUGGCGAAUUGUCUACGUGGCUCGACGGAGAAUCUUUACCUUCCCGUGACGGAUUUCGCGGACUGCGAUAUGACGGACGAUAAGUCCAGCCAUCGUGUUGGUUUCGACGUUCAGUGA